Molecule: messenger RNA, 3786 nt
Organism: Penicillium angulare
Lineage: Eukaryota; Fungi; Ascomycota; Eurotiomycetes; Eurotiales; Aspergillaceae
Exons: 2
Coding region: 1-3786 (1261 amino acids)
Biological process (GO): protein phosphorylation
Molecular function (GO): ATP binding; protein kinase activity
Source: RefSeq, a predicted model, not a curated record
AUGUCAGUCAUGCGCCAUGGAGGCGGCGGUUUCCUUCAGCGCCGCCUCACGAAAUUGUACACCGAUACCAAGACCUCCUGCGAAAGUGUGACGACCGCAUCGAAAGCACUUGAUGACCCCGAACUUAUUGCCCUCCAUCAAAGUUUCCAAAAACAACGAGAUCGCUUACUCUCAUGGGGGCUGGACUGGAGCGACGCCAGCGCCGCUCAGCCUAAUGAUAUCGAUGAAUCCCUCACUGCGGCUGGUUUUAGUGACGUCGUCGAGAGUGUCAUGUCAUCAAUCCAAGACUUGCUCAAUGACGCCGAGAGAGUACAACAUCUCGACCCUCCGAUGCUCCCCUCGAAAGACCGCAAGAUGGACCUAUCGAAAGAACCCCUCGGAAGCCGACCUCUCAAGACCCAAUGGACGGACGAUGAUAUAAGCCGAUCGAAAACUAUUUUGAAUGAACUGACUGGAUGUAUCGAUACGCUAUAUGAUUUGUCGCGCUCUCGGCGAAACAUGGCUUCCAGCAUGUCAUCUACCAAGCAUGGUGGCAUCGCUCGACGACCCUUUGACUCGCCCCAAGGCUCUUUCUCAGACUCGAAGGAGAAAGUCCAGAGCCCCAAGCAAAUGUUCGACCAAUACACCUUUUCCCCAUCUACAACACAAGGCGGACACUUCCUCUCCUCCCACCAGCUUAUCAUCGAGCGAUCUGCUUUGCAUCUCUAUGGAGCCGGCGAAGAUAAUAACCCUCCCCCAUAUGAACCUGUCGCAGUAUCUUCCAACUCGCGCGCCGUGGGAAGAUUAGAUACAUCCGCCUCUCCCACCUUACAAUGCUCGGUUAGAGAAUUACAGGUCUCUGUAUUAGUUGAAUUCAUGCCUAUGAUUGUGGAUUCCAACAAAGACAAACAGAAUUCUCGGCUGGAAAAGCUACAGAAAUCUCUCGAGCAGCUGUUGCAGAAUGCUAGAAUUUCUCACCUUGGCCUACUACGAUUCCUUGGCUAUUCAAUUGACGAGCCGAACUCACGAUUCGCGUUCCUUUAUCAGAUGCCUGUUGAUUAUUUCCCAUUUCUACGAAACCCGAGCGAUUUAUUAAAAGAACUCAAACCUAUUUCCCUUGUCGACCUUCUACCUUCCGCCGAGGACUAUCGUGAGAAACGAAUGCCGAACCUUGAGAUCCGCUUUCGACUUGCUUAUGAUCUGUUAAUGUCCGCUUUGCACUUGAGAAGCCAGAAUGCAGUGCAUGGUAACAUCAACAGCAGCAAUAUCAUCUUCUUUCCUGGCCGUGCAGACGCAAACAAUGACGAAAGCGGACUAUCACCAGAUCUACGCCGACCCUAUUUGACCACACCAGUCCGAUUCGCAGGAGACGGCCCCACUCCUGAACCAUUAUCAUCGGCCAUGUACCGUCACCCAGAGGAUAAGCGUAAUAUCGAUGAUGAUGGCGCAUGGGCCUAUGAUCUGUACUCGCUUGGGUUGGUCUUGCUGGAAAUUGGUCUGUGGGCACCUAUUGGGCGAUUGUGGAAGAUGAAGUAUGACCGUACUUGGUUUAAGCACCGCAUUGAAGAUCUCUAUGUCAAAAAGCUUGGUCCAAAGUGUGGUGGCGCAUACCUCCAAGCCGUCCAGCUUUGUCUCGACGCCCCUAAUUUUCACCUUUCAACACAGCCUAUGACCGACCUCGCGCUUCGCGUUCCUCAAAUUUAUCAUUAUCCCGUCCUCGACCUAUCCGACCCUGACGGAACAUUCUCAUUCUCGAUGAACUUCAUGUACACAAUCUGUAAGAUUCUGUGGUCAUGUUGUGGGAUUGAUAUAUUUUCAGCGCCACCGGCUGAAGAGCUCGAUGACUAUCUACCCUUGGCCCUUGUUCCCACCCCUGAGCCUACCCUUGCAAAUGAACAAACUGGCGGUUAUAGGCAUACCAAUGAGCCGGCUAACCUUGAUAAAAAUCUCCCAAAGAUUCCAAGUGACAACUGGGGUGCAGUGAUACCUGCCAAAGGCCCGGAAAAACCUGCCAAGAAGCGUACUCUUAAGCGUCUUCCUCAUCUGGAGAUACCUGAUGAACAUUGGCAAGAAUGGAAUUUUCAAAUGAUGCCUAAGCUUAGUCGACUUCUCCAGAAGAUCUUGAAAGACUCAAGCGAAUCGUGUGGAGCGACUCUCAUGAUGACUGGAGAAUCUCCUGAAUCUGCACGAACUACCAUCUGUGUAACCUGUGCUAGCGUGAAGAAAGUUCGUUCCGCGUUAAAGAAGCACUUCCAGCUAGGCCGUGACGACUGGGACCUCAUUGUUAUCCGAGGUGAUAUCGAGCGGUCCAAAGUGCCCCGUCAGAAACGUCACAAGCCAGCAAAGACGCGCCCAAAUGGAUCUAACGAGACGCCCUUUCGUCAGCGAGAACUGAAUCCAUGUUACCAGCAAAGACCUCUAUGCGGCGCUUCAAUUGGUGCCUUUCAGAACGAGGAACACCUCCCGCCUGUUUCAUACGGUGGAGCCGUCCUGGUUGAUGGAAUGCCGUAUGGCUUGACAGUUCAUCAUAUGCUCGAAGCACUAAGUGACGAGGAAGAAUCAGAUGAAAGUGAAGAUGAAUUGCCGACACGCUCUGCUGGCAACUGGCCCCGCAACACAUCCACUAUCGGUAACGUGGAUCAUCUGUCAAGUUAUCAUCAUGAUGAUCAAUCAGAGAUCAACCUGGAGCUUGAAUUUUCUGAUUUUGAAGAUGGCGAUGACGUUAUGCCACAUGGCACCGAAGCGGGCUACGAUGAAUACUGGCUCUCCGAAGAUGAAUCCUCUGACGAUGAAUCUAUUGAUGCCGAUGAUGAUGACGAUGCCGCAUCUAUUGGCGACACUACCGGCAUAGAGCCUGGGGAAGAGCCACGACUAUUUGUCACCCAACCAGCCAUUGAUGACGUGCAUGAAGACUUCUUUCCAUCCCCUGAAGAUCGAGAUGAUGAGCAUCUUGCAUCACAUUCUUUGGGCUACGUCCAUGCCUCAUCAGGCGUGCGUCGCUGGGUAUGGAAGGGGAUCAAGCACGAAAUUGACUGGGCUCUUAUCAGAGUGGAUGAUGCUCGUAUGGAUCCCCGUAAUAUUAUAAUUGACACUACCUCAUCUUCCGCCAUAAGGCCUGCUCCUGGGCGGGCCGCUCAACCGCCACCUAUAUUUCUCAACCAAGUCACUCGGAUGGAGGAGUUGGGUGGACUAAAGGUUCAUUGCUGUGGCCGCACAAGUGGUCUGCAAUCAGGGCAGAUAUCGAAGGCAAUGACUCUGGUCAAAAUGCAUGGUCGACACUCUUUUUCGACGAGCUUUUGCGUCCAUGGGAACUUUGGAGCCCCCGGCGACUCCGGUGCUUGGGUAUUUGACAGGUCAACCGGUCGUGUUUGUGGCCAUGUCCUUGCGUGGUCCGAGAGAAGCAAUACAACCUACAUCGCGCCGAUGGAGGUAACACUCGAAGACAUUACCCGAACUCUCAACGCAUCUCUCGUCUCCCUUCCUAACGAUCCCACUCGAUCAAUGGGCUACGCAGCCUCUCCUCCCCCUCAAGUCGCACAAUACCGCUAUCCACCCCAACAACAGCUCCCAGGCGAUUUCAAUCGUCUGACUGUUGGCGGUCCACCUCCACCUCCCAUGAUUCCGCCACCACAUCCGUUUUCCCAUCCUCAUCCUCAUCCUUCCCAUCCAGGCUUCGGUCGGCCUCCGCCUCCACCACCUCCACCUCCGCAGCCUGGCUCCCGGGAAGCUCAUGUCUAUGGUCGUGUGUCGCCAAUCCCACCGUCACUUCUCAGUGGACCACGAAACAUAGAACGCCAACUCGCAUGA